UCUAUCCCUCACGAGCACCAAUGCCCGUCCCCGUCCCGCCACAGGGGUCUUCCUUUGUCCCCCUCGCCGUCAGCAGCGCGGACUACGCUGGCGGGCCGCCUUCCGCCACAAAAUAUUCGACCGCCCUCGUGUCGGCCCAGCCCGUAGUUCCUCCGGAGAUGUCUAUCCAGCUCCUCAAUACGCUGCUUAUAUUCUACGAGCAACGGAAAGGCUGGGUGCAACGCUCACGAGCCUCUCUCGAACUCGCAUUUGUCCAAGGUCCUUUACUCGUGGAACCGUCCAUCGGCCGCUCAUCAGAUGAGCAGUCAGACUCAGACGGCUCUGCCCCAUCUGUAUAUUCAUCAGGAAGCUCGACAGAUGAGCCCACUCCCGCAACAACCGAUAAUGACGGUAUGAUGGAGACGGAUGAGCCCACCAUAAAGCAGGAGGAAGAGGACGAUGGUAUUCCUCCGCGGACGCGUGCUCUCGUCCCUCUCACACUUCGCGCGGCGAAGCCAGCGGCGUCUUCCUCUAAAUGGAUGAAACGCAAAAAAUCGUUUAAUCUGCACCUUGGUCCCCUUCGCCAACAAAACCCUACUCGACCACGCAGACAAACGAGCGGCCCGGAACCCAGUGCACGUCUGCUAGAGCUCUUCGGUGAUCUCCUAGAAGUGCGUAUGGAAAGUUGCCUGCGAAUUACCCGACUAGUCCGUGAGUCCAACCGCUCGAUGCUGCACACCUGGUGAAGCGAUGUUCAUGUUGCCCCGCGCGACGUGCACAUAAACCACGUCUUUUUUACCAUGCGUAUAGCAUCUCAGGAGAGAGAAGAUUCCGUUGCGACUCCAUCAACAUCGACUCCAAUCGCCCAUAUCACCCUCCCCACCUGACAACAUGUUUCGUCCGAGAAUGCACCCCCGAUCGAAGUCGCUGCGGUCUGGGCCGUCGUUGACAUCACGCUUAUGCGUGUUUCCUAACACAUCAUGAUGAAAGGUAGAACCAUCCAGGGUUUUCGCGAACCGCAUAUAUACAGCUGCCUCACGCGUGGCUGGGAACGUCAUUGUUCGGUCUUCUAUAUCUGCAGCGGGAGCAGAUGAUCAAGCAACCUGCAAGCGCCGAAAGCACGACUUCUUUUCCCAACCAUGUCCCCCCACCUUGCUCUCUCAUACCAGAACGAAGAAACUUGCCAAACAUGCAACAACGCUCAUACACGAAAGCGAAUCUGCACCGGCUGUACCCACACAAAAACGGUUGUUUUAAUAUUAUGUUCCUGAAACGAAUUUUCCUUCUUUCUUUCUCCUCCGCAUUUAUACCCUAGCAUGUUUUAUCUCCACACCUUCCCCUCGCCCACAUAAAUUCGUGCUCAGCGUAUGCCAUAGCUGGCCUACUGAUGCACUCUUCUUCCGUCUUUAUCCGCCCAUCCGCUUUCCCAUAUUCUAGCGCUCCUUCCCCUCCCCCGUCUUUCUUUGUAUCUUCUCACAAGAUUGUACAACAACACAACAACAACGUUCUCUUCCUCUCUAAAUCCUGGUUAACCUGGUCUUUAUACUCCCCUCUG
Messenger RNA from Fomitiporia mediterranea MF3/22, 1534 nucleotides. RefSeq lists its product as uncharacterized. The record is from RefSeq and is a predicted model, not a curated record. NCBI's taxonomy places the organism in Eukaryota, Fungi, Basidiomycota, Agaricomycetes, Hymenochaetales, Hymenochaetaceae. The transcript is spliced from 3 exons. The coding region runs from base 21 to 725 and encodes 234 amino acids.